Messenger RNA from Bacidia gigantensis, 609 nucleotides. RefSeq lists its product as uncharacterized. Gene Ontology annotation, cellular component: nucleus. The transcript has a single exon. The record is from RefSeq and is a predicted model, not a curated record. Bases 1 to 609 code for a protein of 202 amino acids. Gene Ontology annotation, biological process: positive regulation of transcription by RNA polymerase II. Lineage: Eukaryota; Fungi; Ascomycota; Lecanoromycetes; Lecanorales; Ramalinaceae. Gene Ontology annotation, molecular function: DNA-binding transcription factor activity; transcription cis-regulatory region binding.
AUGCAAACAGCCUCUCAAUUAUCUCAACCCAGCCUCUCGCCCACACACUUCUCAACGGAAUCCCAAAACAAGCAAAUUCUGCUCCAUCUCCUCUCCACCGCAAAAUCGUUCAAUCCCCUCUCUUGGGCCAUCGAUCUCCAGCCUCGUUCGCCCGCCCCCGACGACAUCAUUAACCGCACACACAUUGCCUCUGCCCACCGUGCCGCCGUAUGCAUCUAUCUCUCUCGGAUGUUGCUCUCCCUCUACCCACAUGUGCAACUCUCCCAUGAUCUCGAAUCUUUGGUUGAGGACAUCAUGAUGCCUCUCUCAUUCAUCCUCUCAGAUACCGAAAUGUUCAAAGCAAUAGCCUGGCCAGCAUUUGUCGCGGGAGCAGAGACGAGGGAUCCUAAAAGACGGGAGUGGGUGAAGGGCAAAUUUCACGAUUUGUGGGAAGUCCAACCAUGGGGAGUGAUAAGAGGAGCAUUGAAGGUGUUGGAGGAGAUUUGGGAGAGGAGCAAGAGUCGAAAGCCUGUGUUGGAUCUUGAAGGUGAUAUAGUGAAUAAUGAGAGGAGUGGUGGGGAUUGGAUCGCUGAAUUGAGGGUUACGGGUGUUGACUGGCUCAUCAUUUGA